Cynoglossus semilaevis (tongue sole) is the source of this 346-nucleotide messenger RNA. Its product is annotated as aurora kinase A-B-like. Gene Ontology annotation, molecular function: ATP binding; protein kinase activity. Gene Ontology annotation, biological process: protein phosphorylation. The transcript is spliced from 2 exons. The annotation marks the transcript as partial. Lineage: Eukaryota; Metazoa; Chordata; Actinopteri; Pleuronectiformes; Cynoglossidae. The record is from RefSeq and is a predicted model, not a curated record.
GUGACCAUGCAUUCUGACAUUUUAGUAUAUCAUGGAGCUGGCAGAUGCCCUUAACUAUUGCCACUCCAAGAAGGUGAUCCACAGAGACAUCAAACCAGAGAAUCUCUUACUGGGAGCAAACGGCGAGCUGAAGAUCGCAGACUUUGGAUGGUCUGUUCAUACGCCAUCCUCCAGACGGUCCACUCUGUGUGGAACACUAGACUAUUUGCCGCCAGAAAUGAUUGAGGGCAAAACUCAUGAUGAAAAAGUGGAUCUUUGGAGCCUGGGUGUCCUCUGCUACGAGUUCCUGGUUGGAAAACCCCCAUUUGAAGCUAAAAGUCACGAGGACACCUACCGCAGGAUAUCA